AUGGAAAACCACUACAUCUUUGCACGGGUCAGUCACGAGGACAUCCAUUCUCGGGGAAUGGAGCUGUUCGCAGUCCAGCUGGCGUUCCUGAUCGCGGCCGGCUUCUUCGUUCUCGCAAGAGCAUACGUCAAAGUGUGCAUAGUCAAGAGCGUAGCCGCCGACGACUGGCUCAUCUUUGGCGCGAUGCUCAUGUACACCGUCUACGGCGGCGUCGCCCUUCACGGAGUCACCCAAGGCGCCACCGGCAAACACAUCUCGGAGCUCACCCGCGAACAAGCCGCCACCUCCCUCAGGGCCUGGUACAUCUGCGAGGUGCUCUACUCCCCGAUCACGCUGGCCAUCAGGACGUCCAUCUGCCUCCUCCUGCUCCGCCUCGCCCUCAACAAGAUCCACCGAUGGGUCAUCUACGUCAACCUCGCCGUCGUCUUUGGCAUCUCCGUCGCCUUCUUCUUCAUCAUGAUGUUCCAGUGCAUGCCGCCGUCGUACUUCUGGAGACAACUGUACGGGGACGAGGGGAGGUGCAUCAACUACAAUAUCGUCCCGGACGCGACCAUCGCCCACAGCAUCAUCUCGGCGCUGUCUGACUGGUGCAUUGGGUUAUUACCGAUAGCCUUGUUGUGGAACGUCAACCUCAACCGCCGGACCAAGGCGUUGGUCGCCGUGCUUCUCAGCAUGGGCAUGGUCGCCGGCGUAGCUCUCAUGAUUCGCAUUCCCUACGUCAGACGCCUUGCCAUCUCGGCGGACUUUCUGUACGAGACAAUAGACGUCGCCAUCUGGAGCGUCAUGGAACCAGCGUUAGGAAUCAUCGCCGCCUCCGUGACCAGCAUGAGGCCCCUCUUCCAGGGCUGGGGCUUCGGCUGGAGCACCAACAGCAAAAACUCCCGUCCAUCAGGCCCGGCAUGGAUCGACUCGAACGGAAACCCGGGUGCCAAAGAGCCCCCCACGCCGAGGGCGACCAAGGGGGGCAUCGUCUCGGACAAGAGCACCUCCACCGGCCGCACGUACGACGACAUCGAGAGGGCGCUCUCGUCCGAGGGUUCCGACAUCGAGCUGAACAAGACCGUCCGCGAGGACAGGGGCAGCGACGAGCACGACUACCCCGAGUCGAGGCCGUCGUCGGACCUCGGGCAGAGGAGCCACAGCCACGUACGCGAGGGACAGGCGUCGCCGAGGCCUGUCAUCAACGUCCGCACGACCAUCGACAUCACGUCGCAUUCUAUAGAUCACAUCCUCCCGCCGACGAUUUGCGUGUCUGACAACAGCAGCGACGAUGAUGAGAGGACUGGGAAGAGGGAUAUGCCGUCUGAGAGGCUGGGACCGCACACCAGAAUGGAGAGAUAG
Molecule: messenger RNA, 1341 nt
Organism: Colletotrichum karsti
Lineage: Eukaryota; Fungi; Ascomycota; Sordariomycetes; Glomerellales; Glomerellaceae
Exons: 4
Coding region: 1-1341 (446 amino acids)
Source: RefSeq, a predicted model, not a curated record